Molecule: messenger RNA, 3742 nt
Organism: Poecilia reticulata (guppy)
Lineage: Eukaryota; Metazoa; Chordata; Actinopteri; Cyprinodontiformes; Poeciliidae
Gene: ap1s1
Product: adaptor related protein complex 1 subunit sigma 1
Biological process (GO): intracellular protein transport; vesicle-mediated transport
Cellular component (GO): membrane coat; AP-1 adaptor complex
Molecular function (GO): clathrin-cargo adaptor activity
Source: RefSeq, a predicted model, not a curated record
AUGCUCAGUCGAGGCGGAAGUUCUCAGUAGUGGACGUUUCACGGCAGUGCUGUAUUUGCGUUUCGUUGAAUUUUUUAGGAACACCAGGCUGCAAUGGACCUUCAGCAUUAGCCGCUGUGCAAACUGUAAAUCGGAAUCGGAAGUGAGAGGCUGUAACGUUCGAGAGACGUUCGAAAAUCCUGCAGAAUGAUGCGAUUCAUGCUGCUGUUCAGUCGGCAGGGGAAGCUGCGGCUGCAGAAAUGGUACACGGCCACAGCGGAGCGAGACAAAAAGAAGAUGGUCAGGGAGCUGAUGCAGAUAGUUCUUGCCCGCAAACCAAAGAUGUGCAGUUUUCUUGAAUGGAGGGACCUUAAGAUUGUCUAUAAAAGGUAUGCCAGCCUAUAUUUUUGUUGUGCUAUUGAAGAGCAGGACAAUGAGCUGAUUACACUGGAGAUCAUCCACCGCUUUGUAGAGCUGCUGGAUAAAUACUUUGGCAGUGUGUGUGAGCUGGACAUAAUCUUUAACUUUGAGAAGGCUUACUUCAUUUUAGACGAGUUCCUGAUGGGAGGAGAGAUCCAGGACACAUCCAAGAAGAGCGUGCUCAAAGCCAUCGAACAAGCUGAUCUACUGCAGGAGGAGGAUGAGUCUCCCAGGAGUGUAUUGGAGGAGAUGGGCUUGGCGUAGUCCCAGUGAAACUGUAAGAAGUUUGAGACAAAAGGAAGGAGAAGGCAGGACAGUUUGGACUCUGGGAUCCUAGAGCAACAUUUUCUCUGGGGAUAAGACUCAGUGGAUCCUUGCAUUGGACUGGCCCUUUGGCUCUCUUUUUGUUUGUGUGCGUGUGUGUGUGCGUGUGUGUGUGUGUCUGCAUUAUCUAAGUGUGGGAUAAUGGUAAUGGGCUAUAUUUAACUUUUAUGUGCCUGGAGGAGCAGUGCAUGUUCUGAUUGUUACAGAUGUGACAUAGUUGAAGCUUCGCUGUGAUUUUAGUCAUACUGAGGCAGGCUAGCAGGCUGAUGUAAAGCGCUUGUCAAACAAGCAAAGCCAGGCCUGGAUGUAGGCCUGCCGAUCACAACUGAAUGUGAACGAGGACCAGGUCAGAACAUAGAAGGACUGCGUGAGGUCACAGGUUUUAUAAGUGUGUCCAGAACCAGGUUUAUUCCAGGCAGGUCAGAUGAAAACAAAUCAUUCUUAACUCUUGACCUAAAAUUAUGGCUGUAAAGACUGAGUUCUUGUUGGCGUAUUCGUGUUCAAGCCUUGUGCCUCCAGCUAUCUCCAUGACAACGGACAUUAAACAUGCUCAGAACCGACUCAGGACUGAGGCUAGAGGUUUGUUCCGAUUAGUUUUCUGUCUUCAUUCAAAUUGUUCCUUAAUCUAGAAUUGCUGAUUAACUGUCAGACUUGUUUAUUCGAUGCUUCUCGAUAGUUGAAGAUUCCACUUUGUUUAUGUAAUCUCACCAAAAACUAAAAUGAUAAACUUCAACAAUGAAAAUGAACCCAAGACAUUCAGUCAUUUCUUGACCCAUUAGCUUGAGUUGACUGCAGUACCAAACCAAAAUGGAGAUGUGAGAGAGGUACAUAUCUUCUCUGGAUGUUGGUUCUGGGUUUUAAUGCUACAGUGGGGUAACUAUUACAAAAAAUAUGUUAUUUAAAGGGGAUGUAUUAUGCAAAUUUCACCUUUUGCAUGUUUUUGUACUUCCAUUUAUGUUUCUACUGCUUCUAAGUCCAAAUGCUUAAAAAAACACCCCGGCAAUAAGUUGGUGUUUUUUUGGUGUCUGGAAAAUGAGACUUUUCUAAAACCUUCAGAAUGGAACAUCACAAAUUAGCAGGCACUGCCCCUGACCUAUCAACCCCAUCAUAGCCCAGCCCGUCACCUAGCAACCAAAGCUGAGCUCCAGCUCCUUUGGUCAGCUGGUUUUACUGCUUAUAUACUCUGUACAGCAGCUGCUGGAAAAGACGAGUUUUGUUUUUGACUAAUCACUUAGAAACUCCUGCUGCUGCGUUCUUGUUGGUUGUGCAGGACGCUCUUCUUCUGCUUGUAUAAGUGCACAUCUGUUUGCAGCCAAUUUUACAUUUUGUUGGAGGGCGUGAUUUUGUGCAAAAAACAUAAUGAACCUUCUUUGUAUAGACUCAACCUGUUUAAGGAAACAUAAUAGGUAACUUAAAUAUUUGUUAAAAAUGUCUCUGGCAUAACAGUAUAAUAUGAGAGGUAAUCUGGAAAACCCCCCAGCUCCUCUGCCUUCUCCCAGUUGUAACUGCAGAAAUAUGCUGCUUUCUCAAAAAGAGCCAAUCAAAGUCAGGAGGAGGGUCGUAAGCGCUGUCAAUCAUGCUCGUGGAAGCGCUGCUCACUCCUUCCCCCUUUGUCUCUGCUAUGCUACAGCUUCUUCCUGACAGUAGUUAGCAUGGACACUGCUGACUGCAGAUAAACACUUACUGGAAAGGUAAGCCAGUAGCACAUUUAGCAGCACGUACACAAUCUUGACUGACAGCACUAACAGCCUGCACCUGGCACUCAAUGGUUGCAUCUGUUUUAGUAGCUCACAGUAGCUUCUGUAAAGCACUGACGUUUCCUGAGACAGCAGUGGGUGCGCCCCCUGCUGGCUGCUCGGCGUUCCUGUAUGAACCCAGGUUGGCUUGUCUCAGAACAGCCCAGAAGAAGAAAGCUGCCUUUUCUGCCAAGUCCAGCUUCGCCUCAGUUGGAUGAACUCUGGACCAUAUUACCGCUCUAAAAUUUUACAGCUAACAAAUUGAUUUGGAGAAAAGUUGACAUGCAGUGUAAUGUUAGACAACGUGGACCUGGUAAAACCUGACGAAUCAUUUUGGUUACCAGCUGGAGAGAAUGUGACGUUCUGUCUAAUUCUGAAAAGAGCUGUUAGCGAGGGAGGUUUAUUACCGACGGCGCUCUUAGCUACGGUGAGUUAAAGCUGCUAACGACUCAUAAGUACUCUAACUGAAAAAUGUGGAUUAAACAGGUUCAACACUAAGCAACCGCCAAUAGUGCAACAUUCACGCCCUCUUGUGGUGGAAAAGAGUUGUCACAGUUUGAAUUGCAACUCCUUGGUGGUUCAGUGGCAUAAAUGCAUUACUAACAAUUGUAUGGCAUUGUUUCUGGUUGCUAACUUGGGAUUUUUUUUUAUAAUAAAGUCAUUGGACCAAAGUCUGUUGUUUCAGAAACCUCUUCAAGUGUAUUAGGUGAUUUGUCUGCCUGAUUUUAAUAUACUUUAUUUUUAGCCAACUUCCUUCAUACCAUAUUACAUUUGAGGUUUUUGGUUUUUACCACAAUGAAAGUGACUUGUAAAUGUGAAAGUUGUUAUGCAUAUCCAGAUAGGAAGCCACAGCCCUCUUGCCAAGAUGGCUUACCUGUGACAGGUACAACUAUUGCUCAUCCUUUAAAUCUUAGUAAAUAUGUUCAGUUUGUUAUUUACCAUUUUGUGUUUGAUUCCAAACCCCUAAUAACAUCAAAACUUUACACAGAGAACUGACCCAUAUAGAGAGGUGGGAAGUAACUAGUUACAUUUACUCAAUUGCAUUUACUAUUGAGGAACUUUUUUUGAGAAUAAAAUACUUUUAGGGGUAACUUUACUGCACUACUUUUUACUCGAGGGAAAUUUCUGAAUCCUCGACCAAGUUAUUUGAAAAAAAAAAUAUUUUAAUGCUAUUUUCUACCUACUGGGGCCAUUCAGCACUCGAAUUAUUUUACUAUGUUCAAGCAUACAGCAUACUGUUUCAUAGUUUUUUUGUUUGCUCAAAAAUAAAAUUGGGAAAAUGA